UGCAUUAAUUAAACGCGUUUUAAACAGAAACGCUGGUCAAGUUUAGUCAGGGGCAAUUAAUUAAUUGCACAGAUCUCGCACAAGCGAAAGCAACAACAGCAAACACACACAAAAUAUGGCUGCUUCAAUGAGGGCGCUGCUUAAAGUGCGAGAUGGCUUCACUGCCAGCGUACGCUGUGGCUCGCAAUACAACAAGACGCGUGGAAACCUGAAGCUCAACGGCGACUCGCGCGUCAUCUGCCAGGGCUUCACCGGCAAACAGGGCACCUUUCACAGCCAGCAGGCGCUGGAGUAUGGCACCAAGCUCGUUGGCGGCAUUUCGCCCAAAAAGGGCGGCACUCAACAUUUGGGUCUGCCCGUCUUUGCAUCCGUUGCCGAGGCCAAAAAGGCAACCGAUCCUCAUGCCACUGUCAUUUAUGUGCCACCACCUGGCGCUGCUGCUGCCAUUAUUGAAGCGCUCGAAGCGGAAAUUCCGUUGAUUGUAUGCAUCACGGAGGGCGUGCCCCAGCACGAUAUGGUCAAGGUGAAGCAUGCGCUGAUCAGCCAGGACAAGUCACGCCUGGUGGGACCAAACUGCCCCGGCAUCAUUGCACCCGAACAGUGCAAAAUCGGCAUUAUGCCCGGCCAUAUACACAAGCGAGGCAAGAUCGGCGUCGUUUCGCGAUCUGGCACCCUGACCUAUGAGGCCGUGCAUCAGACCACCGAGGUGGGUCUUGGCCAGACCCUGUGCGUGGGCAUUGGCGGUGAUCCGUUCAACGGCACAGAUUUCAUCGAUUGCCUGGAUGUGUUCAUCAAGGAUCCGGAAACCAAGGGCAUCAUUCUCAUUGGUGAGAUCGGUGGUGUUGCCGAGGAGAAGGCCGCCGAUUACUUGACUGAGUUCAAUACGGGUAUCAAGGCUAAGCCUGUGGUGUCGUUCAUUGCUGGCGUCUCGGCACCUCCCGGUCGUCGCAUGGGUCACGCUGGUGCCAUCAUCUCUGGCGGCAAGGGCGGAGCCAACGAUAAGAUUGCUGCCUUGGAGAAGGCUGGAGUCAUUGUUACCAGAAGUCCUGCCAAAAUGGGUUACGAGCUGUACAAGGAGAUGAAGCGAUUGGAGUUAGUUUAGUUUAAGUCAAUCAAAUUGAACAAGAAUCGUGACAAAGCCGAGGUACCAAAAGUACGACUCUGAAGAGAAUUAUGCGAAGCAAGAAAGAUUAUUAACUAAUUAAGUAAAAAGUGAAUAUACCAACCAACCUAAUAUGAAAAUAUGUCGAAAUCCUAAAUAAAUUAUUGUGAAAUUCUCUAAUAUGAAACAAAAACAGAGGACUGAAUGUUAUAUUCCACAAAAUGAAUUUAAUCUAAGCAACUGCCGUCGUACCACCUGUUAUAAUUAACAAGCAAAAAUUUAAAGUAUUCAGCACCGCGCACUUGAAAACAUUAAUAUUCUGCUGUUGCUCUCACGUUAAAGGCACCGGCUUUGUUUUGCCUUAUUUCGAAUAACCUUUAGAUAUUUUUUUUGCAAAUCAAAAGUUCUAGCUCGAAAUAAAUGUAAUAAACAUUAAA
Messenger RNA from Drosophila innubila, 1539 nucleotides. It is a transcript of the gene Scsalpha1, whose product is annotated as succinate--CoA ligase [ADP/GDP-forming] subunit alpha, mitochondrial. The transcript is spliced from 4 exons. Lineage: Eukaryota; Metazoa; Arthropoda; Insecta; Diptera; Drosophilidae. Bases 116 to 1102 code for a protein of 328 amino acids. Gene Ontology annotation, biological process: tricarboxylic acid cycle. Gene Ontology annotation, cellular component: succinate-CoA ligase complex (ADP-forming); mitochondrion. Gene Ontology annotation, molecular function: succinate-CoA ligase (ADP-forming) activity; succinate-CoA ligase (GDP-forming) activity. The record is from RefSeq and is a predicted model, not a curated record.